AUGUAAAAAUAAACUUCGUUGACUAAGUUUUUUUCAAAAAAAGCUAAAGAAUAACAUCAAUCCCCUGUAAGAACUAAAUUAAAUGAUUCUGUAAGAUUAUUAGUGAAUAUUUUGAUAGUUAUUAUUUUGUACUCCUCCAACAUAAGAAAUUUAAAGUAAGACAGAGAAUUUUAAUCCAAAAAAGAAAUUCUCUAAUAACUUAGAUAAUUGGAUUAAGAAAUCUUCCUUAUAAUAAAAGAAAUGGUAAUUUAUUCCCAGUUAUCAAAAAGGCCAUUUUUACCAAAAAAUUUAAUGUAUUAGAUUUACAAAUUUUUACAAUUAAGAGAAUGCGCCACCUGUUCUUAGGUUUGUAAAUUUUGGAUGAUUUGUUAUAAUGAUAUCUAUUUCUCAUAUAGUUUUUUUAGGGAAUUCGAAACUUCUAGGUAAUUUUAUUAGUAUAAUAUUUUAAGAUUUAACGAAAAAGAAUUAGCCACUGUGCUUAAACGAUCAAGUAAACAAUUGAAGCACAUAAAGAAAGUUCGAGAUAUCAUAAAGGGCUAAAAAAUCAGUUCAUUUUUAGAAAAAACUGAACUUAGAACAAUGUUAUCUGACAAUUCUUAAUAAUAAGGAUCCUUGUUAGAAUUAUUUAAAUUGGAACCUAAAAAAUAAUAUUCAUCAGUAUUUUUAACAGAUAAAGAUUUAAGUAGUAUUUGCACUGAAAGCUAGUAAAAUUUUUCAUGUUAAAAUUUAGUAAAUCUCUAUAAUAUAUAUAAUUGAUAAGUUGUCAAUUUAUGACUGGUAAAGGUUUUGAAAUAAUAGGAAAAUGUUCUCAAUUAACCUUAAUUAAUAUCUAAAACAAUAGCAAUUUGAAGGAUGAAAAUAUUAAGAUUAUUUUAGAAUAAGUAUUAGAACUUAAAACUUUAAUGCUCUUAAAAUGUGAUGGUUUAUCUAAUAAUAUAUUUGAAACAAUAGGAAACAAUUGUAAGAAACUUGAAAGACUUGAUAUUGGUUGCAAUCCAUAAUUGGAUCUAACUAAAGUAAUUAAAAAUAAGAUGUUAUGCUUUUAGUGCAGUUGUUUGAAGAAGAUUGGGACUUUACAAUCAUUAUCAAUCAAAGAUAAUUAUGUAACAAACGAGGCGUUAGAAAUUAUCAUAACUAAUCUUUAUAAAUUACAUAGUUUAAAUUUAGAAGGUUGUUAAGAAAUAAAUACAUAUUCUUUAUUGCAAAUUUAGAAAUUAAAUUUGAAGAGAAUAAAUUUGAAAAAAAUUUAAUUCAAAGAAGAGGGUAUUAUUAUUAUAUAAUUAUAAUUUUGUAGAUAUCUACAAUUUUAUUAUGAAUGCAUAGAGCAUCAAAUUAUUGCUUGUGAAUAAUAAUUUAUUAAGUACUCGUGUAGAAAAGAUUAUCCUUUCUAGAUAAUGA
This is a messenger RNA of Paramecium sonneborni, 1398 nucleotides long. The record is from the annotation of a GenBank genome assembly. Lineage: Eukaryota; Ciliophora; Oligohymenophorea; Peniculida; Parameciidae.